This is a messenger RNA of Ilyonectria robusta, 1834 nucleotides long. RefSeq lists its product as uncharacterized. Lineage: Eukaryota; Fungi; Ascomycota; Sordariomycetes; Hypocreales; Nectriaceae. The transcript is spliced from 6 exons. The record is from RefSeq and is a predicted model, not a curated record. The coding region runs from base 1 to 1554 and encodes 517 amino acids.
AUGGGGAGGAUGGAAUGGGGGAGGAAAGAGGCCCUUUGGCAUGUGCGCAAGCGUGCGUUGGAGUUGAGGAAUGCCGUGGUGAGUGAAUAUGAAUAUGGUCGGGACGAGCAAAGAAAAAGGCCGUUGCGCCCUGCAGAUAGGAGAUGCAGAUUGGGAAAAGAUGGAGAUGCCACUGUUACCGUAGAUGCGCAGAUGCGUAGAUGCGUGGAUGCUGCCUCGCUGCGAGUGUGCGCUGUGCGAGUCGGAUCCGAGAGCGCCAGCCCACCCCGGCGCCAUCAUCCCACGCCGGUCCUGGGGAAAACAGCAGACGACAGCGUCGUAGCGCAGCGCCAGUUGCAGCAUCCGGCCAGCACAGCAGCGAACAGGCGGCGCACAGCACAGCGGCGCAUAUUCGUACAGACUGCGGAUAGCACGUUCGGGCAAUCGCUUCUUGUCUCCUCCAGGAUCAGCAGGAUUAGGGGGGAAAACUACCUAAGGCACAGUGGCUCGAGCUGCAGUGCAGUGCGUCCAGCGAGUGCAUUCCGGGGCGUACGAAUACGCGGUAAUUGGCGCCAUCCAUUGGGCUUCCCGCGAGGCCUGCUCUCCAUGCUUGUCGUGGAAAACCACGUAUGUCGGUCUGUCGUGGAUGUGUCUAGGUGUCUAGUCUAUGAAGGUCUGUACCCGUCCCUGUACCUGCCUGUGCCAUUAAGUCUACUGUACCACCCCCGAUGUUUCCUUUUUGCCGGGGUCCGGGCCGCGGAUCGUGUGGGAAGCGCAGGCCAAGGUGAGGCGGAUUGGAUCCUAGUUCGGCUGGAAGAUCGGAUGGAAGCUCGGGUAAGGGCAAGAUGCUACCUGCCAAUCGGUUUCCAAGCGGGGGGACGAUUGAUGACAAAGGGUCAUGGUGUAUGGGUUACGUAUACGCAUGUUUUAACGACCGGUUGUUUCAUUGUGUGCCCGUGUGCGUGCAAACAGAGAGUCGAGAGGCAGCCGGUGAAGCUGAGGGUGGAUUGGAUGAGGAUUGACAACUCACUUAUGGAUGGUCCGGUCGCCGUCGGACCCCGGCUAGACUCCUCCGGCGGCCCAAUCAGCAGCCGCCUGGCCGCACCGCGCGGCUAUUUCUGCAACGCAGCCAACCACAGCGCGGCUUUAGCCACGGCCAGUCAGGCUCGCUCCCCCAGCUUCUCUCUCAAACGCACCCAGCCAGACUUACACCACCUCACACGGGAUGCCAAUCCUCAGCGUCUGCAUCGGCGUCAUGGGGACCGCGGCCGAGGCCUGGCCGCCAAUCAUCCCACGAUCGAACGGGCCCGCGCUCCAUCCGGCCGCAUUCCCAGCGCCCUGGGCGGCGUCUCCCUCUCCCGCAACACCCUGGCCCUUCGCUGCCCACGCGCUGUGUCAAGUGCCGCCGGCCAGAUGCGUCGCCACUGGCCCUUGAGGCUCUCUCCGCCUGGGCCUUCUCGUGGUCGACGCCCCAUGGCGCCGUGGAGCGAUGGCAUGCGACGACCAGUCAAGCCCAUCGGGCCAUGGAUGGGCAGAGUAUGGCCUUCCGGGCGACAGCGGUUGAGCCGGUGCUGAGUCUUUGACGGCGGGAACGAGACGUCCAUAUGGAGAGCCUGGGGCCGCUCGUUUGCCGCCUAAUCCAUCAUAUCGCGCUUCGUCCGUCAGUUUUCUGCUUCGCGUCCCUGAUCACUCUGGGUCCGUCUUCUCCAAACCCAGUUCACUUCCUCUCUCUGUUUCUCUUGUUUCUCUUGUUCCUCUUGUCCUUGCUUCUGUUUCUCAUCUCCUUUCAUCUCACCCCCGCCGAACAAACAAGUCGAUUGUUCACCCGUUUCCUUCCGGCUUUGUCGUACACGCU